UAGUUCAAUAUGGCCGACAGUUGCGAAUGGAGAUAUUCGCGGUUGAUUUUACCGAAAUUUCUGUGUAAUUGAGUAUUUUGUUAUUAGAUUACAUUGCCUUACUGUAUAAUGUAAGUCAAUGUAUCUAUUGAAACCUUUCCUGUAUCCUGAAGAUGCCAGUUAACCCUGUGUCUGCUAAGAAAAAAGGAGUCGAAAAACCUAAAUUUUCGUUGUCCCUCAAUAGAAAUAAUGCGACAUAUUUGAUCAACGGAAACACCAAACUAGCGGACUCUAAGGAAAAUUCUCAGCUUUGUAAACUAACUAAGGAUAAUAAAGAAAAUAAACCCUUGAAGCGGCCGUUUGCUAGCACGUACUUCAAUACUUUACACGCCGCGAAGAAGUUAAAGCCUUUAACUGAGACACCAAAACUAACAGAAAAGUUAUUUGAGCCGGAAGUGCUAAUAGUGGAGGAGCCGGCAAGCCAAGCCAGCACUGCGAUGUUGAAUGGCCACCACACCUCCGACAGUCAGUAUGGGGGCCCGCCACGCAAGACUCCUAUUGCCACACUCUCCAACCUUGGCAACACUUGCUUCCUCAACAGUGUGCUCUAUACUUUACGGUACGCACCCCGGUUUCUACACAACCUCCACCACCUAGUGUCAGAUCUGGCCAGCGUGGAACAGAAGCUGGGCAGCAUACGUCUUAAGAGCUCGUCUCUGGGACGCAGCGCCGCGGGGCUAGCGGCGUCCGGGGCAAGAUCGUGGAGUAGCAAGGACCUGCUGUCUCUCGGCCAGUCCGACAAUAGCAGCGGGAAGAGUAAAAUUCAGAUAGCGACAGAGAAGCUCCACGAGACAUACUUGAACCUGCGGUGCGCGGAGAGCAAGUGCCUCAACAGCUCGGCCGAGAGCAGCCCGGAGCCGUAUGCCGCCGACGCCUUCCUAGCCGCGCUCAGGGACGUCAACUCCACAUUCGAAGGCAAUAGACAGCAGGACGCGCACGAGCUGCUAGUAUGUAUCCUGGACAACAUCCGCGAGACUUGCCGCGCGCUCAGCAACCGCGCCUCGAGACUGCAGCUGCAGGAGAACGGAGACAGCAACGGCAUCGGCCGGCAGCCGUCACUGGACGGCGACGGCGGGAAACCAUCUCUAGGCAACUUGCGCAAGUCGUGGAAGAAGCGUAAGGAGGUGAAAGACAAACGGGGCUCGCCCACUGAGGAGCGCGCGCCCUCUCCUGCGCCCGCCGACGAGAGGUCCAGGCCGGGCUGGGACUUCGUAGCUGAUGACUUUGAAGGCACGAUGGUGGUCCGCACGAUGUGUCUGGAGUGCGAGGGCGUGACGGAGAAGGCGCAAGCGGUGUGCGAGCUGUGCGUGCCGGUGGGAGACGACGACGCCACCCCGGACGAGCCCUUCCGGGCCGCCUGCCUGUCCGCGGAGUACCUGCGUGAUCAGAACAAGUACUGGUGCGAGCGGUGCCUGCGGUACAACGAGGCGCGGCGCAGCGUAGCGUACUCGCGGCUGCCGCGGCUGCUGGUGCUGCAGCUCAAGCGGUUCAGCGGCGGCAUGGAGAAGAUCACGCGCCACGCGCCCACGCCGCUGCUCAUGCCCUGCUUCUGCGAGCCCUGCGCCCGCCGCGCGCCCGACCACGCGCCGCAGCACAGAUACAUCCUAUGGGCAGUAAUAAUGCACCUAGGUCAAACCCUGUCGGGCGGGCACUACGUGGCGUACGCCCGCGCGGCCGCCGAGCCUGCGGACGGGCGCUGCGAGCGCGAGGGCGGCGGGGACGCCGCGCCGCCGCACUCCGGCACCAGCUUCAUGCGCACGCUGUUCAACCGCCCGCGGCCCGCGCCCACAGGGUGCUCGGCGCGCGAGUGCUGCGUGCCCCGGCCGCGCGCCGCGGCGGGCUGGCUGGCGUGCGACGACGACCUCGUCAAGCCCAUCUCCAACGAGGACUUCGAGGACCUGCUCUCCGCGGAGCCCAAGGUGCGCUCCGCCGCCACGCCCUACCUGCUCUUCUACGUCAAGAGCGAGGUCGGCUAGUGCCCGCCGACGACGCAGCCAGAUAUGUGGGGGUCGGUCUUGAGGGUCCUGUCAGGUGGGUAGCGGGCGAGCGUUCCGCGUUGUGCUGUUGUUGAAAGCAAUGUAAUGUAAUACAGCUCAGAACGCGGAAAGCUGGUUAAUACGGACCCUAAUACAAAGGCAACGUGUGUCUGAUAGGGUAAGGCCAACGCCACGUCCCCUCUGGAGGGUUUUGUUGGCCCUGUUGCCCCCGGGUCCCCGUGCCGCCCCUCCCACCUCACCCCCGCACGUUCAAGCCUGAACAAAUAGUCAUUUAGUGUACGGUGCGAGCUCGAUGCCGCCUUCAGUAUACCACAACCGGCAG
Messenger RNA from Pectinophora gossypiella (pink bollworm), 2358 nucleotides. It is a transcript of the gene Usp1, whose product is annotated as ubiquitin carboxyl-terminal hydrolase 1. Gene Ontology annotation, cellular component: nucleus; cytosol. Gene Ontology annotation, molecular function: cysteine-type deubiquitinase activity; cysteine-type endopeptidase activity. The record is from RefSeq and is a predicted model, not a curated record. The coding region runs from base 153 to 2015 and encodes 620 amino acids. Gene Ontology annotation, biological process: protein deubiquitination. The transcript is spliced from 11 exons. Lineage: Eukaryota; Metazoa; Arthropoda; Insecta; Lepidoptera; Gelechiidae.